CAAAAUAAUCUUGUGACAAUGGCUGAAGCAGUUCAACCAAAAUCAUCGACUAAGGCAAAAAAAAAAAAGAAAGAAAAGAUACAUGUUGUUAGUGAAGAUGAUAAACCAGGUCUAAAAUUAGACAUCAGUGACAAAACAAAAGUCUCAUUCAAGGAUGAAACUGAAAACACAGAAAAUGUGUUUAAAGAAGCAGAGAAAAAAGUACAGAAAUCAGAACCACAGAAAGAUGAAGAAAAGUUAUCUCAUGACCAAGAAGAAAAAGACAAAAAUGUUAAUGUACCAGAAACUGAAAGUUUACCAGUUCUAACAACUGAUGUUUUGAUUGAUGAUAUGGAAAAACUUAAAGUUGACGAAGACAAAUCUUCUGCUGAAAAUGUGCAAAAUAAUUACAUGGAAGGGACAAAAGAAGAAAAGAUUGAAACAAUACAUGAGAAUCAAAAUAUAAACUCAGAAAAAACAGAUGAGACUAAUGUGAACAAUGAUACAUGUAAAACAGAAAAUGUGCAAUCUGAAAUUAAUAGAAAAGAGUCUACUGAAAGCUUUAAAUCAGCACAUUCAUGCUUAAAUAAUAGCCUAGAACUAAAAGUAGUAAACGAACAUGAAGAAGUUGUACACACAAAACAAUUAGACAUAAAAAAUGACUUCUCUGAGAAGGAAAACUCUGUAAAUUUAUAUCCUAAUCUUAAGCCUGAUUUAGAAAAGCUUAAAAGAUCUGCCAUAGAACAAAAGGAACAGCAUAGAAAAGAAAGUUCACAAAUCCGUCAGCAUAUCAUUCAACCAUUAACAUUAGAGCAACUUAAGAGUCUGUAUUACAAUCCUCGAUUGAUACAGAUAGAUGCUAUUGUUGACAUGUUUAUACAGGAAGAUGAAAAGAAAGAUAACCAUGAAUUUUAUGAGAUUUUACUGAGUUACUUGAGAGCUCGGAAGAACCUAAUUCAGUCAGAAGGAGAGAUAAAAGUGUUACAUGAACAAUACACUGCAAUAAAGGAACAGUCAUGGGUUACUUCUAAACAUUUUGUCACUGCUAAGGGACCUUGUGGGGAUGGUGUUACAUGUAAAGCCAACCAUCAGUAUGAAAUGAUAGACUUCGAUGAUGAUGCUUUUAAAAGAUUAAAGAAAAGUCUAGAGACUAUCAGAGAAAAUUUACAGACCAAACUAUCACUUCAUUCUUAUUCCUCACAACUGGCCAGACUGCAAGUAGAGUCCUACAUCCACAACUUAUUUAUCACCAGUCCUUUACUGAGAGAUAUACCCAGUAAUGCACCACCACAAGCCUUAGGAUUACACAGCCCUAAUAAUCAGCACCAGAUAAAUAGAUUGAGAGACUGUAUUACUGUGCUGUAUAUGUUCCAUCGUAGACCAGUUAGUGAUAAUGAAUUUGUUAUCAACACAAGAGGAUGGACACAGAGACUGGUUUCUGCUUUGGUAAAAGUAGCAUCCUUUGAUGACCAUAUGUUUAUCCUCAAUCAUAUAUUACGUUGUCCAGCUGGUGUUGGAACCUGGGCAGCCAACUUCAUACAGAUGCCAGCUAUUCCACAGUCUGUGACAAGCUUUGGGAACCCUGCAUUAGACCAUUAUAUAGCUUGUUUAGCUCUUGUACUUACACCAAUAAGAGCAAGAGAGGACUUUGUUUGUCUGAUGAGAGAGGCUGUUAACACAAGUCCUGAUCCCCAACAAGUUACAAAUCCCUGGGUACUCAUAAACUGUGAUGGAGAGGAGGAUGAAGAUCCCAAGAAUGCAUGGAAAUAUUUACUGGAGAAUGAUUUUGUUGCCAUUUUAAAACAGUUUCCAGUGUCAGAGAUGUUUAAACAUGUUUUACUGAUUACCGGUACAGACAAUUUCCAUUAUGAUAUACAUAGAACUACAGAGUCAACAUUUAUAAAACAGCUGGCAUUUAGUACUUGUCUAAUUAGGAUAUUAGGUGAAGGUUUACAGACAUACAACAUGGCAAGGUAUAGACAGCUCAACAAAAGAAUAGGAGGGACCAUCAGAGAAGUAGUUGGAUAUGUAUCCAACCAUCUAGAGAGUUUCCUGUCACACAAUAGUCUACCAGAUGAUAUGGUUCACAGACUACAACUAGAGUAUGACCAGUUCUUUCUCAGGGCUACAAACUGUAUACUUACCUCUCAGAAGUUAGGAUCAUGGCAGUUUAUGACCAAUACCUCUUAUGCUACAGUUUCCAGGGAAACCAUGUGGAAGUUACUAUGGUUAUUACACCAGGGCACUAAUCAAAAUAUAGAUAUUGAUAGUCUGCCAACAGAAAACAAAUGUAGAGAAUACAUAAAUGACUGUUUUAGUACCAUGCAGUUAGCAGAUAUUGUUCACACAUCCAUGAUCUCUGCAGAGACUAUUUAUCUACUCACUGCACUUGCUCAUAUGGCAUCUUGUCGACCACCUAGAGAAUUUGAUUUUAUUCAAGCUGUGUCAUUCAGACUGUUUGAGAUAUGUUAUGUCUGUGCAGAGACAAGAGAAAUGUGUCACAAGUUAGGAAGAGACCUUCUAGUUUCCAUAGCAACAACACAUCCAUUUAUUAUCUCACUUAUCAUACAACAGACCAAUCUAAAUUUAGUAAACAUUGGUGGAAUGUCACUAUAUUUGUUUCAAACACUACCAUUCCACUUAUGGCUACCAAUGGAAAAUGAUAUCACUGUUAUAGAGGAAUGGCUGAUGACCUCUGAACUUACUUCAAAAACCAAUCAACUUGCUCAGUCUGUACUCAGUAAUAUAAACUGGGGUGUGGACCAACAGAAAAACAGACUGUUUAUUCCAUAUGAUGUACAUAAGAAGACUGCCAUUUUGUUAACUCAGGCUUAUGGGAAAUUUAUUGGAAGCAGACACCACUGGAUGUUCUUCACAGAAGGAAUGAAACAAGUUGCAUCAGUUGUAAAGCAACAACAGACCAAUGAACAACUGUUUAACAACUGGGCAUGGGACAUUGCUUUGAAACUCCACCUCCACCAUACUACACUCCCACCUAAUGAUGUUCAAUUAGUCAAUGCAGAAGGAGGUCCACCAGAUCUGGCCAAUGACAAUUCAUUUCUCCCUGUCACCAGAGGCCUGAAGGAAAGGAAUGCCAUGGCUUGCUAUGUUGCUAUACUUGUUUCUAAUAUUGGCCAUAAAUAUGGAGAUUUUAUACCAGCAGGAUUGGAAUACUUAUCAACAUUAUCAGAGAACUUCCACUACAAACCAACUAUCAAUGUAUUAAACUGUAUUGUACAUAUGUUCUUUGAGUAUCCACAUAUUCUGACAGAUAAUGAAAAGUUUCAGAAGAUAAUUCAGUCAUUGAUGGUAGCUGAUGAGUCGGCAUCAAAGCUUUCUAAGAUUAUCUGGUCACAGGAAUUCCCUGGACCAUUUACCAAGUGGUUUACUACAAUGAUUGAGGGUCAGUUAUCAACGUUUGUAAACCAAGGGAAUGUAGAAGGUGUGAUGAGAGGAAUCAGUUUCUGGAUAAAGAUGUUAACAAAGCCACCAAAGUGGUACCAUGACAAAAAUUCUUGCUAUGUAUUGGACCAAACAGUAAAAUCAGCAUUUAGACAUAAAAGUGGAUUGGAUACUGUGAAAGCUGCCCUGCAAGAAGCUUUUCAGAGACACCAGAAGGAAACCCAUCAACAAGGUGCAGUUUCCCAGUUCGUGAACUGGGUUUCAUCAGGAGCUAAUUUUAGUCAGAUCCCUUCCUUAACGGAAGUAAUGUGUAACCCAGAACUGUUUGGAUGGUUGUCUUUAGUGUUACUAGACAUGGAGUUCACAUAUGAAAAAGAUACACAACUGUGGCAUACAUUUAGAGAAGAAAUUUACACUGACUCUAAAGCUUCCCCAUCUCAUGCUUUAAAGAAAUGUGUGAGUAGAUUGAAGUUAGAACAAGCUCCAGGAUUAAACAGUAUGACAAUAUAUAGGUUUUCUAGAUUCAUGUUAGAUCUGCCAAUAGACCAUCCAGUGAUGCCUCUUAUUUGUCAGCGAUUCUUUCUUUUAUUCCUUGGACGACAAGUUUCACAGGCUAGUAAUCAGCACAGGGCUAGUGUUGGAGAAAAAAUGUUUGAAGUAUCAGGACAUUCUGGAACAUUGAAGAAAAUAAAGAAAAGAUUUAAUGAAGCAAUCAAUUUACAUAUGGACUAUCCCACUGCAAUAUCAGAAAGUAAUGCUGAUGAUCAGAGUAACAAUAUUGAAAAUUUUAAAUAUGUACCAAAGAAGGAAUUUCAUUUAAAUUUAGCAAGACUCUACCAGACCUAUCAACUGUGGGUAGAUGAACCUUUCCUCCAUGAUGCUAAGUUGUACAUCCCUGCUCUACCUGUACAAUAUGAUACUGGAAAGUUACUUCAAAUGUUUCAAAAUCAAACUAAUUUAUGGUUUGAGUAUGUAGAUAUUGAUAGAAUUAUAUAUGAGUUAUCACAGACGGCAAGUGAAUGGUAUCACUCAGCAGAACCUGGCUCACCUAGAAAAUCCUACUUACAUCAUACAGAUCAUAUCAAACAUGGAGCAGAUGGUAUUCUGUCUGCAUUGAAAAAAGCAGAAUUACCAGCAGAAUUACCUCCCCUUCAGCCAGUCAAACCACCAGUUCCAGAUAUAAGCACCACUGUAUUAGAGGACAAAUCUACUAUUCUACAUGUACUCAAAUCGGAUCUGAAUGUCAUUAAGGAAUAUGCCAAAUCAUUUCACAGUCGAUGUAACCACCAAGUUGCCAUAGAUGAUGACUUUUGUACUUUGUUACCCAAAUUACACUACAAUAACCAAAAACAGGUGAAAGUGACGACAGAAUGUAAAAGUCAUAUAAACCCACUACACAAGUGUUCAAAUCCAGCUGUCAUUAAUGUAAACAUCAGAGAAAAAGCCAGAGAUGAGAAUGUACAGCGACAAAUAGAUGAGAACCGUGCAGAAUACAAACAGUUGUUGAUAGAAGGACAAAACCCACCACCUGUUAAUAUUUGUGUGGCUGUAGUACACAUGGAAAAUGCAUUAACUAUGCUAGUAAAGCUGUUUAGAUCUUCAAAAGAUGACAUACAAGUCUCUAGAUUGAACGAUACUGUCUGCACCCUGUUUUUCCAGUUAGCUGAGUCUAUCAACGACGAUAUACAAUUCUAUCCACCAGCAAGACAGUUUUACUCAUCUUGUAUAGACUUACUAGGAAUGGAGUUUAUGCAAAAAGACCCUUCACAGACAGAGAACAUUCUUCAAUUUUCAUUGGACUCUCCACGCCUUGCUGGUCUUAUAUCACCACAUUUUAUACCUCUAAAUAGUCCUAGGAUCUAUGUGACAAUGUAUGAAAAACUGGUACAGAUUCUAAAGAGAGAUAAUCCUGAUCUUGUCUUUGUUCUUCUAACUAAGUUCGACAUACCAUUAUGGUUGUCCACCAUCAAUCCUGCUCAAAUAGAGAUGAAGCGACUGAUAGACGUUUUGGGUAUAGCCCUAUACAGCUGUGGUAUAGACCCAGACAAACCUCACAGCUUGGUCUUUGCACUAUACUGUAGUCACUUGAAGUCUUUGUUGAACUUCCAUUUCCCAUGUAAUCUGAAUGAUCUCCUGGGUCUCAUACUUAAAGGUUCUGUUGACCAGGCAUUACAUGAGAACUGUUGGCAGAUCCUGAACAAAUGUAUAUUUGAAGUAAAUGAAGAGGGAAGUAAUGAAACACAGAAAAUGACAGUAUUGUCAAUUGAUCAGAUUAGAACUGUGUUGCACCAACUAGGAGAUUUUUUCCUACAGAGUCGCUUAUUAGUAGCAGAUAAUAGUGCAUUUGGUCUGUAUCCCUGUUUAGCUCGGUAUAUUGAUGAGAUCAGGGACCUGAUACGUGAUCUCCUACUCUGUUUAAUGCAUAAGAUACUCCCUAACAUGUCGGACAUGAAUCCAAUCAGUGCUCUAGAUACAGUAUGGCAGACUAUUGUACAUACUUAUGCUCCAUGGAUACAGACAAUACAAAAUGAAAAGACACAGCUGUUACCAUGGAUACAAUCAGAUGCUGAGUCAGGAACAAAAAUGGUAGAAUCUGCUGUGACAGUCUUUGAACAAGUUUUUACCUGUUUUGCAGAUUUGAUUCCUCCAUAUCAACCAAACACCUUAGGAAAGGUCUGGAUGUAUUAUGCUGGAGUUUUAUGUCAUAAACUUUCACCACCACAUAUCAUUAAUGUAUAUACAUCUGUCCUCAGUCAGUUACCAUGGAAACACUUAAAACCCGACAGUUAUGUCUUACAGUCAAUGAUUCAGUUUAAAGAGUUAAAAUGCAAUGAAGGAUUUGACUUAUUGGCACAUAUAGUAUGUGAGUUAGAUUGGGCCGAGAUAUUACAAGUAUACCAACAAGUCUUCCAAGAUGAAAGUUUAGCUUUGUCUUCCACACUCAUACUGCUUAUACAGUGUUUUGGUGAACAGAAACAUAUUGAGAUUCCUGCUUUGGAGCCAAAGAUUGUAUCAGCUAUUAAUUAUAACUGGAUAAAGUUAACAUCUGAUAAUUAUCGUCAUGCCUUCAACUGGUACCUACAAAUGUGUGAUCCUAAAUACCUCAUAGCAGAAAGAUCAUCCACUGUCACCUUGGGACUAAGGCUUUUGAAAGCUGCCUCUGAUUUUAAUGUCCAGUCAUCUGUUAAUUGGACAUCAGAUAUGGCUAUCAAAAGACAAUGUUAUGUCCAUAGUUAUGUCCAGUUAAUCUGCCAGUGUACAUAUGAUAAUGAAAUUAGUAUGGAAUCCAUCACAACUGUAAUCUUGAAUUUGAUGACUGAUAUUGAAACAGUUGUGGCUAGUGUAGUUGACUCAAGAAUACAACAAGAGGAAAGCUUAGAUCUCAUGAAGGAAGUGUUGUCAUUACUUAACAACUGUAACCCUAGUAACCAAUCUGUUGUCGUGACAACUAUAAUACAGUGGUUAGAGUCAUCACCCAGUAGUAUAUUACUGUUACCGUGUGUGAGGAGUGCCUCGCGAUGUCUGGCAUCACAUAGACAUAUGGUUCAGAUAAUUGAGGAAUGUAUCCAAGCUUAUUUUGUAGGAGGUCAUGACAAACAAACAGGAGGUGGAUGGGACCAUGUUUUGGCAGCAAUCCAAGUACCUGACCUUGACAUUGAUGAUUACCUGACUGUAGCUUUGGAAGAAGGAUCAUACCUGUUGUUGUAUGGUUACAUUGUACAGAACCUACCACUGUGUCAAUCUUUAGAACAGAUGAAUGUUUUACUGGGAAGACUUCUAGAUUGGACAGGCAAAGCUAAACCUAGCUCUGACAAUGAAUGUAAGCUGUUAUUAUGGUGGUCCAUAUUGGUGGAUAUAGUACUGAAAGAAGUGAAUUUUGGUGCUUCACACAAAGUGUUGAUAAAGAUGUUAAACACCCUUAUAUCUCACUUACAUCAGUAUGGAGAAGAUAGGUUGUCGACUGGAUUACUAGGAGCAAUAGGACUUGGUAAAAAGUCCCCUAUGUCACAACAGUUCAGGAUAGUGUGUCGAGCCUUAGCAGCCAUGUUGUCUGCACAGAUAUUUGGUGAAUCACUUCUACGAUGUCCCGGUGAACCUGCUGUAUCAACUUCCUCCUCAAAACAACAGCUAACAUUCCUUCAUUCAUUAAAAAGCAACAGACAGUAUCAUCAGUUUAAAUCAGAUAUUCAAAUGUCAUGUGACUUUGUUACAAGCCCAGACAAAUACUUAGCUGAUACAGUGGAUCUCCUCGGCAGACUUAGCACUAUAUUCUAUAGUGAUAAAAAGUUCUUAUCAGUUUUGCAUAAUUUCCAUUCAUAAUAUAUAUGUACCUGUACUGUUGAUUUAUAUGUAUAAUUGUUAUUUGGUUGUUGUUCAUUUUAUUUUAUUACAGUAUAUGUGAUUUUUUUUUUAAACCCUUACACCUUUGAAAGACAUUUGUUUUAUGGUAUACUGUUGUCUGUCUGCCUGUUUGUCCAGGCAUGUAUUGCAAUUACUAAAGAAUGCUGUUACAAAUUCGUUAACAAAAAAAACACAAUGUUAGAUUGAAUGAAUACUAGCUACCUAUAGAUUUAGCAUUUUCAGAUUAUUUGACAAAGUAAUAUAAAGGGAUAAACCUUUAUGGGCUAGUUGUACCAUUUUAAGGUAUUUUUUAACAACUGAAAGUGCAAUAAAGGAAUUAAAUGAGAGAAGGGUAUGGCACAUAGAUAUACAAUUAUUGUUUUUGUCUGUAUGAAUAUAUAUGUAAUUCUUUUCUCAGGAUUUGGCUAUGUUUGGUAUUCAUUUCUCAGAAGUCAUUGAUAAUAUAAUCCUUUUUUAAUACAAAAUCAAUCAACAACAUUUCAGUUUCAGACUGAGUUGACUUUGAUUUAUUUUGUGUUACAGAUUUAUUUCUUGGGGCCCAUCAAUUUUUCAAAAUUUAAUUUCCAUCAGAAAUUUAAUACGUUCUGGUAUACACUUAAAAACAUUAAGAAAAUCACUGCCUUUCAAAUAUUCUAACUAAAUAAGUGUCUGAUCAUUAUUGAUAGAGCACUAUAUUACCUGUUACAUACAAACAUAAAAGUAUAGUCAUGGGACAAAAGUGAGUUCUCACUCAAAAAAAGUCUUAUCAUUUCAACUUAAAUCGAUAUUUUUCCAAAAAAUAUUACCAAGUAACUGUAUUAGUGAUUU
Messenger RNA from Mytilus trossulus (common blue mussel), 8550 nucleotides. RefSeq names its product ectopic P granules protein 5 homolog. Bases 19 to 7701 code for a protein of 2560 amino acids. The transcript has 45 exons. Lineage: Eukaryota; Metazoa; Mollusca; Bivalvia; Mytilida; Mytilidae. The record is from RefSeq and is a predicted model, not a curated record. Gene Ontology annotation, biological process: autophagosome maturation. Gene Ontology annotation, cellular component: cytoplasm.